GGUUUGGUUGAGAGCAGCUGUUUGUGUGUUCGACACUUUAGGGGCUGAGACGGGGGGAGACGGAGCUGGAGCCGCCUCAGGAGAGUUGAGCCACUAGGAUACUGUUCCUUGGCUCCGAACCAAGCCAAGAGCUGGUCAGUGGCGCGAAGGUUCUCGGAUCCGCUGGGGCGCUGGGUGUGACCGGAAUCCAGGCCAUGACCAGCAGAGGAGCUGCCAGGCCGAAUGGUCAGUCCCAAGCUAGUAAAAUCUGUCAGUUUAAGCUAGUGCUGCUGGGCGAGUCCGCGGUGGGGAAGUCCAGUCUGGUGCUGCGCUUCGUGAAGGGUCAGUUCCACGAAUACCAGGAGAGCACCAUUGGGGCGGCGUUUCUCACACAGUCCGUCUGCCUGGAUGACACAACAGUCAAGUUUGAGAUCUGGGACACGGCUGGCCAGGAGCGAUAUCACAGUUUGGCCCCCAUGUAUUACCGGGGGGCACAAGCUGCCAUUGUGGUCUAUGACAUCACCAACCAGGAAACGUUUGCCCGAGCGAAGACAUGGGUGAAAGAGCUGCAGCGGCAAGCCAGCCCCAGCAUUGUCAUAGCCCUAGCGGGCAACAAGGCCGACCUCGCCAACAAGCGCAUGGUAGAAUAUGAAGAGGCACAAGCCUAUGCAGAUGACAACAGCCUAUUGUUCAUGGAGACGUCGGCCAAGACCGCGAUGAAUGUUAACGAUCUCUUCCUGGCGAUAGCCAAGAAGCUGCCAAAGAGCGAGCCCCAGAGCACGGGUGGCGUGGCGGGACGGAACCGAGGGGUGGACCUCCACGAGCAGACCCAGCAGAACAAGAGCCAGUGUUGUAGCAACUGAAGGGUGGCGUUCGAGAGCGAGGCCGGCGCGAGACAACGAGCUAAGAGAGACCCUCCAUUCCCACCCCCGUCCACCACACUUCACCUCCCCUAACACCGGCGCACCGACCCCUCCCGGCGCCUCUAACUGCACUUUUUAAUGCUUCAGAACCACCGCCAGACAUCUGUUCCCACCACGCCAGUGCCAGUGGAACCAGAUCAACCGGGGACUUAACUUCCAAAAAACAAACUCUUCACUUUGUAUUAUAGGUGCAAAUAGCUACCUAAUUCUGAUUGAUUCCCUGUCUCCUUCUCCCAGAUAAUUCCUCCCUCCCCCCCACCCUCUCUUUGCUUUGGUAAAUCUGUGUUCUCGGUCCCAU
This is a messenger RNA of Emys orbicularis (European pond turtle), 1200 nucleotides long. It is a transcript of the gene RAB5B, whose product is annotated as RAB5B, member RAS oncogene family. Gene Ontology annotation, biological process: vesicle-mediated transport. The coding region runs from base 195 to 842 and encodes 215 amino acids. Lineage: Eukaryota; Metazoa; Chordata; Testudines; Emydidae. The record is from RefSeq and is a predicted model, not a curated record. The transcript is spliced from 6 exons. Gene Ontology annotation, cellular component: Golgi apparatus; endosome. Gene Ontology annotation, molecular function: GTP binding; GTPase activity.